Molecule: messenger RNA, 363 nt
Organism: Brugia malayi
Lineage: Eukaryota; Metazoa; Nematoda; Chromadorea; Rhabditida; Onchocercidae
Exons: 3
Coding region: 1-363 (120 amino acids)
Source: RefSeq, a predicted model, not a curated record
AUGUUUGGUUUAAUAAAGUUCUUACAAUUGAAAGACAAGAUCUCUGCGGAUGAUCGCAAAAAAUUUAAAGACAAAUGCAACGAAGUAAUCAGAUGGCUGGAUGGUAAUCAGGCUGAGAAGGACGAAUUCGAACAUCAACAAAAGGAGUUGGAGGCUCUUUGCAAUCUAAUCAUUAUUAGGAUGUAUCAGAGCGCCGAUGAUAUGCACGGCGCUGAUAAAAUCAUCAGUCGAUGGCAUUACGAAAAAGCCGAGUCGUUAAGUAAGAAUGUAUGCAGUACCUACUUAUAUCACAAGGGAAUGCCAAGAAGUGUACCAGGCGACGGCUCACAAGAAAGUGGCCCAACAAUCGAAGAAGUAGAAUGA